AUGACGAGGAGAGACGGCGUCGUGGUCUUGCCGUCUUUGGAGAUGCAAGGAACUUGUAUACGCAGCCGUUUUGGAGACACGAAGAUAUGUUUGACAACGUCGCACCUCGCAUUUUCAGCAUCCGAGGUAUCUUGUUACAAGAAAAGCGUGUACAAAAACACAAAAUUUUGCGCCAAUCUAUCCAGCUCCUUCCAUCGACUUCACAGCACCGCAAGGCUUGAUUUAACCAGUAUCGAUCCCAGAUGGGCUUAUUUUGUCGACAAUUGGAUAGGAAUUCUGGUUCAAAACCAUGUCAAAGAGCUAGAAGUCAGUGUAUCUGACUACUCAUUCCUCGGAUCUACAUUGAAGAGGCACCUGUGUCAUGGAACUAUCAAGUUGUGCUCCUUGAAAAUGCUUAGUCUCAGGAGAGUCUGUAUCACUGAAGAGGAGAUUCAAAAUAUAAUCUCUAGUUGCCCUCUAAUUAAGGAAUUGCGUCUUCAUGGCUGUCGCGGAUUGAAAAGGCUGCGGCCCUUGCAGGUGGCAAAUCUUCAUAAUCUGAACCUAGUUUCUGUCUCGGACUUGGAGGAAGUAGAGAUUAGAGCUCCAACUCUUCAAAGUUUCAUGUAUGCUGUUGCUAAGGACAUGCCAGGGACGUUCAACAUUGAUUCAUCUCCACAUCUUAAGAAUCUUAAGCUUACUAACUUUGGAAUCACUGACGAUUUUGUCUGUGAACUUUUGCGCAAAUUUCCUGUACUGGAGAAGUUAAACCUGAGCUUUUGUCAUUGGUUAAAAGGGAUCGACAUAUCAAGCCGUAGUCACAAGAAUAUUAUUAUCAGGCAAUGUAGGAGGUUGUUGGAGGCAAAGGUUGUUGCUCCUCACUUUCUUUCAUUCAAAUAUGAUAGAAUGCCCAGCGUAUCUAUAACUAUUACCAGUCCCCCAUGGCAGUGGAAGCCCGUUGUGAUUUUCUAUGGAAAUUUAAAAAUAAAUCAUUUGAAAUGGUUCGGUCGACUGAGAAAUUUUGUCUCUAGCUUAAAUCGCCCUGUGGCUUUGAAGGUUAAUCUGAUUGGAUGGCCUAAAAAGACUCUGAUGGGGAUUAAUAAUUAUAAAGGGAUUCCUCUGGGUGAUCAGGUGCCUGUAACAGAGCAUUUGGAGGUAAGAGCAUUUGAUGACUUGAGGUGUUAUGAAUCUCUUUUGGAUUGCUUGUUCUGGACUUGUCAUCCUACUAAGCUGUCUUUAAAAUCAUCCAAUAAGUUGAACAAAACAGUCAUAGAAAAACUAUGUGAGAUACUGAUGGAGAGAGAAGAAGGCCCUUGCUGCUGCAGUUCUGCCAAUAGCAAAUGCGGGUGACAUCAUUUGAAAGACGUGGAGGUUGGGUGCUUUGAACUGAAGAAUAAAGUUGAGAGACCUCUUCACUGGAAAACUUUAUUAAAUUUGUUGCCUUCUCUUGGAGAACAUCAGGGGAUUUGUUUCAAAUUAAACUGGUGACUCGGAAUGGGCUCAGCUUUUGGACAAUUUGGACUACUGAUCAAGAUUGAGGAAAUGCAGAAAUGGUGUCAGGUAGAAUAAGAUCUUUCCCAACUGUGUUCGCCAUAGGUGGAAGGAAAUGCAGAAAUUAGAUUAUGGUAACUUUGUAAGUUUUCAUUCCUGUCAAGUAAUGUUUUUAUGAAUCAUCUUAGAGUGGCAUGAUGCGUUUUCUGUACUCGGCUGCUGCUGCCAUCGCUUUUCUGUUUUAGUCUCGUGAAUUUAAAUGUAAUCUAUGUCUUAAUCAUGGAAUUGUGGAAGAAAUAAGGCCCAUCGAGCUGCUUUAGGUUUAAUUUGUCUUGGAAAUGAGUUGUCAUAGACUCAUAGUUGUGGGAUCUGAUUUAGGGGUAUUGUUUCUUUUGUCUUUUGGUUCCUGAUUACUUCAACUACCCUCUGAAAUCUGAGAAUUGCAGCUGAGCAUGGGAAUUUCUCAAGGUGAAUUUCGUCAUCUUGAUUUUCUUUGUUUAUCUUCAGGCUGUGUUUGGAUCAUGGAUUUUGUGGAGGAUUUAUGAAGGUGAGGAAAAAGAUAAAAGGAGGGAAAGCUGUGUUUGGAAGGAAAAAGUUCUAAAUCCAAGGAGUAAAGGGCCCAAUGUAUGGGAAAAAUAUCAGAUAAUCCUCUGAGGUCUUAAAGAGUGCUGAGUAUCAAAAUUGUGCAGGGCAAAUUGAGCUUCUUGUAUUAAGUCGCGAGGGUUUUAGUGUUGGAAAAUCAUAGUCUUUGCAAAUAUGCAUACACUAUAGCAUUCAUCCAGCGAAGGUUACUUCUUGUAUUUUCUCUUCGGAAAAAGGGUCACAGUUUUGUUUGCUUGUUUACCCAUGGUAUGUUGUUAUGGGACAUUGACAUAUACAUACCCUUGGCCUGUUUCCAUUGAAAGAGUUUCAGCUGCUCUCUAUCGUGUUCGAUAGCUUAAGUUUUCAAUAUGUCAAUGUGUGUUUCAUUUUAGUCAUUAAGUAUAGGUAUCUAUAUCAAUUUUUUAGCAGCUUCAA
Rhododendron vialii is the source of this 2484-nucleotide messenger RNA. RefSeq lists its product as uncharacterized. The transcript has 3 exons. The record is from RefSeq and is a predicted model, not a curated record. NCBI's taxonomy places the organism in Eukaryota, Viridiplantae, Streptophyta, Magnoliopsida, Ericales, Ericaceae. Bases 1 to 1326 code for a protein of 441 amino acids.